CUUCGAUGUUGGGCGCUUAGCCUUGGGCCUUCCAAAGAUGGCCAUGAGACCAUGCUGCCGCUCACCUGCCUCAAAACUUCGGGACAAUGCUGUCUGACCCGCGCGCAGCCAACCUGGCGCUGGCCGCUGACUCCCCGACGCCGCGCCUAUGGCUUCGCCUUGCUCGCCGCAACUCGCCUCCACUGCCGGGCGCCCAGCCGCUUCCAGCGGCGGCAGAAGCGAGCCACCGCAGACGCGCUGCCCGAGCCGCGGCCGCGGUGCCCACCGCUGACGCCGCCAGCGGCUGCAGAUUACCCAGCGGACUUGCACAGGAAGGCUGAGUCAGUACAGCAGCUACUAUCGGAACGCCUGAGACGGGAUGGCACUGGAGACCUGCAGGUGGUGCCUUCUCCGGAGCUGCUUCACUACAGGCACCGAGUGCGCUUCGAGAUUCGCCACACGGAGAACGAGACCGUCCGCUUCGCCGUGUUUGACCCAGAGGUCUCGGGCUGGCUGUUUGUGGAUCAUUAUCCGAUCGCCUCGCUGCGGAUCAACCAGCUGAUGGCGGACUUGCGCGCAGCGCUGGAAGAUGACCAGAAGCUGCGGUGGAAGGCUUUUCAAGUGGAGCUGCUGUCCAAUACUCAAGGACAGGGUCUGGCGCUGAUUAUGUACCACAGGCGCCUGGAUGCGGAGGACCAGCUGCUGGCGGCUCGGCUGGGGCAGCGCCUGGAGGCCGCGGUGGUGCUGCGGGCCAAGCGCCAGCGGCUGCCGAAGACGGGCGGCUUCCUGCUGCAGGAGAACGAAGUGGCGGGCAAGCUCUAUACCCAGCAGCUGCUAGAAUCCAGCUUCUUCCAGGCCAAUCUGCGCCUGAACCAGCUGAUGCAGACCUGGGUGGUCCAGCAAACGGUGACUCAGCAAGCCACGGACCUGCUGGAGAUGUACUGCGGCAACGGGAACUUCACCCUCCCCGCCGCCGCCAACUUUCGCCGAGUACUGGCCACCGAGAUCGACACCAAGUCCUUAGCGGGAGCGGAGGCAUGCGCGACCCAGGCAGGGGUGGCAAACAUUUUCUUCAAGAAGUGCAAAGCGGAAGAGAUGCAGCUUCAGCUGCCCGACUAUGACUUCAGCACGCUGCUUGUCGAUCCGCCUCGGGCUGGCCUGAGCGAGCGCGCUCGGGAAAUGGCCGAGAACUUUCCUCAGCUGAUUUAUAUCUCCUGCAACCCCCGCACUUUGGCACGGGAUUUGGCUCUAAUGGACAACUUCAGAAUUGAGGCUGCGUGCCUUUUCGAUCAGUUUCCAUGGACAGAUCACGCAGAAGUGGCGCUGCGGUUGGUGAACAAAAAUGCGACGUUGGCGACUUUGCACUUCCAAGCGGCAGGGAAGCGCAUUUGGUUCGCGCUAAUUGUUGUCAGUUGGACUCAGUUGCUGAGAGCGCUGCCAGGCCACAGAGAGGGCUGCGGCGAAAAGAGCCGCGCGGGACAUUUUUUGAGCGGCAAGUGGGCGGCGGCCAAUUUCCGGCGCCGCCCUUUUCCACGGGACCUGACGCAGGAUGCCAUCCGCCCUGCAGCGCGCCUUGAUGUCGCAGACUUGCUGACCCAAGCGUUGGGCGUAGGCAUGCCCCGGCGAUCUGACUUCAUGGCCGGUGGCAGCUCGGCCAGCAGAUCCUACCUUUUGCUGGUACAUCGGGCCGCCAAACAGGUCUUGGAGGAAUGCGAGCCGUACGUCGCCUUGAAGCACUGGCUGCAGCGCGCAGAGGUGCCUCUCCCCGCGCGGGACAUGCCAAUGCCAUCGGCGGAGCGCGCCAUCCAAGCGGCGCAGAGGGCCGUCCAGGAGGCGGACGCUGCCGGCUCGGCAUGGCUCACAGAGCGCGGCGAAGUGUGGUGCCAGGGCUGGGUCGCUGGGGGCGGGGGCGUGCAUAUGCGCAAUGCCCAGCUGAGCGCACAAAACUCUUUGCCUGACGCUUCACAGCCUGAUCUGGCCGGAUGGAUGUCGCAGAUGGGCCGGGGCAAGGCUAUAGCGCGAGGUGGGCCUGCACCAGAGGAGGAUUCAGGGGGCGCCGCCAAGAACCCUCUGGUGCGAGCGCUGUUGCAUGUGCAGUGGGCUUCACUGCUGCAGAAGGCUGGCAAACAUGACCGUGCCGAGGAGCACUUCCGCAGCUCUCUGGAGUUGGUGCCCAGUGCCCGGGCGCACUUCGGCCGCGGCACCUGCCUCGCCGCGCUGCGCCGCCGCGCCGAGGCCGCCGAGGAGCUGGAAGCUGCGGUCCGCCUUUGCCCAAAGAUGGUGGGGGCCUUGAUCAACCUGGCAGGGGUCUACUUGGGCCUCGGGGACUUUCAGAAGGCCGAGAAGCUUUGUCGCGAUGCCCUCGCGUUGGAGCCCGGCAGCCGGGAGGCUGUCAUGAACCUGGCAAACGCCCUUCGCAACCUCGGCCGGCGUGAAGAGGCGGUGCAGCUGGUUUGCCAACAGAUCCAGCAGCAUGAAGCGGAGGUGAAGGAGACUCAGGAUAUCCGGACGCCGCCCAUCAACUGCGCACAGUGGCGCCCAUCCCCCUGCGAGUCGCAGCUUGUCAUCGCAUGCCUGAAGUGGGGCCAGCGAUACAACGCCGACUACGUGAACCGACUCUGCGCCGCCUGCCGGCGAUCUUUGUCGCAGCCAGCGCAGUUUGUUUGCUUCACGGAGGACCCCACUGGCUUGGCAGAGGACAUUGAGGUGAAGACUUUGCCGAAUAACCUGCCGCUUUGGUGGGGGAAGGCGUUCCUUUUCAGCGAGGAGGCAGGCCUAGAUGGCAAGAGAGUGCUUUUCCUAGACCUGGAUCAGGUGAUCGUUGGGGACCUGGGCCCCUUGGCGGCCUACGAAGGGCCCUUCGCAAUUCUGGCCACCGACGGCAUUGCCUGCGAGCUGGCUGCCGGAGGCUACAACUCCUCCGUGAUCUCCUUCCAGGGUUCGCCCUUUUGGCGCCCGCUCUUCCAGCAGCUCACACCAUCGGUGCUCCGAUUCGUUCACCGGUUCGACCACUGGCUGGAGAUGAUGGUGGAUGGGGCCGACCUUUGGCAGAAGCUCCUGCCUGGCAAGGUAGUGGACUACACUGCCGCUUUCCGGGGCGGCGUUUGCAUCGGGGGAGACGACGACGGCGCCUUUGCCCCUGGGCUGGAGGACGGCGCGUCGAAGGUGUCGGCUUCUGAGCCUCCUGCUGGCUGUGCCAUCGUCACUUUUCCGCGCAGCCCCAAGCCACACGAAGUGGUGGAGUUGCAUGGCUGGGUCCAGCGGCAUUGGUCUUGCGCUGAGCCACCGUAG
Molecule: messenger RNA, 3270 nt
Organism: Effrenium voratum
Lineage: Eukaryota; Dinophyceae; Suessiales; Symbiodiniaceae
Source: the annotation of a GenBank genome assembly